UUAUUUUCUCCUGCGACCACCGUGUUUGUGGUUGGUCUGGUCUCUUCCUGUCUGAGAGUUUCCUGGUUGAUGCUGCAGAGAAAAGUGAACAGUCACACAGACAAUCAUCCUAAAAGAAGAAGCGGAUUGAUGUUUCUGUCUGUCAAACUGCUGUUGGUCUGAAGAAUGGAGGGAACAUCUGUCCAGAUGCUGCUGGCUCUGAGCUCCCUGCUGUGCUGCACAACAAACCAAAUUGGUGUGACUGUGAGUCCCAGCAGAUCUCAGUUCUUUGAAGGAGAAUCAGUGAUUCUGAACUGUGAGGACGACAGCUCUGCAGGAUGGACUCUGAGGAGAAACACCAGCAGAAGAACCAGGACUCAGUGUGGACCUGAGUGGGGAUCAGGAGAUGGUUUGUCCUGUAACAUCAGUUACAUGUACCCAGCAGACAGUGGAGUGUACUGGUGUGAGUCCAGAGGGGGAGGAGCCAGCAGCAUGGUGGUUAACAUCAGUGUCUCUGGUGGAUCAGUGAUCCUGCAGAGUCCUGUCCUCCCUGUGAUGGAGGGUCAUGACCUCACUCUGAGCUGUCAAUCAAAGACCCCUCCCUCCAACCCCUCAGCUGCUUUCUAUAAAGAUGGCUCCCUCAUCAGGACUGAGCCUACAGGUCACAUGACCCUCCAGCAUGUUUCCAGGUCUGAUGAAGGUCUCUACAAGUGUCACAUCAGGGAUCAUGGAGAGUCUCCAUCCAGCUGGAUCUCUGUCUCAGGUGAGGAGCUUCACUGUCAUCUCACCAUGGAUUUCCUCCAUGCAGUCACCUGA
Molecule: messenger RNA, 795 nt
Organism: Oryzias melastigma (Indian medaka)
Lineage: Eukaryota; Metazoa; Chordata; Actinopteri; Beloniformes; Adrianichthyidae
Product: Fc receptor-like protein 1
Exons: 4
Coding region: 166-795 (209 amino acids)
Biological process (GO): cell surface receptor signaling pathway
Molecular function (GO): transmembrane signaling receptor activity
Source: RefSeq, a predicted model, not a curated record